Messenger RNA from Acanthochromis polyacanthus (spiny chromis), 2204 nucleotides. Its product is annotated as beta-galactosidase-1-like protein 2. Gene Ontology annotation, biological process: carbohydrate metabolic process. The transcript has 19 exons. The record is from RefSeq and is a predicted model, not a curated record. Gene Ontology annotation, cellular component: vacuole. The coding region runs from base 160 to 1977 and encodes 605 amino acids. Gene Ontology annotation, molecular function: beta-galactosidase activity. NCBI's taxonomy places the organism in Eukaryota, Metazoa, Chordata, Actinopteri, Pomacentridae.
AACAACAAUAGUUUCCCUUAUCCGCAGUGUUUGAGGCCUCCCAGCACCAUCCACCCUUCAUAUGCUUCCUGCUAAGCUCAGCUUCAAGGCACAAUGUUUCUGAUGUAACUCCGAUUUUCUCCGGUCUUCAAGUCUUGACGUCCCCUUAAAGUCAGAAGAAUGAGUCGUUUGAAGGGUCUGAAGGCCGAAUCGUCACAGUUUACUCUCGAGGGAGAACCCUUCCGCAUCCUAGGAGGCUCCAUCCAUUACUUCCGCGUCCCCAGGGCCUACUGGGAGGACCGGCUGCUGAAGAUGAAGGCUUGUGGCCUCAAUACACUCACAACAUAUGUGCCAUGGAACCUGCAUGAGCCUGAGAGAGGGACAUUCAACUUUCAUGAUCAGCUGGACCUCAAGGCCUAUGUCAGUUUAGCUGCACAGAUGGGUCUCUGGGUGAUCCUGCGUCCUGGACCUUAUAUUUGUGCUGAAUGGGACUUGGGCGGGUUGCCUAGCUGGUUGCUACAAGAUAAAGACAUGCAGCUGAGGACAACUUAUCCUGGAUUUGUAGAUGCUGUCAAUUUGUAUUUUGACAGGCUAUUCUCUGUGAUCAAACCACUGAUGUUUGAAGAAGGAGGCCCGAUCAUUGCACUACAAGUCGAGAACGAGUACGGAUCAUUUGCAAAAGAUGAGAAAUACAUGCCAUUUAUAAAGAACUGUCUCCAGUCCAGGGGCGUUAAUGAACUCCUGCUGACUUCAGACAACUGGGAAGGCCUGAGAUAUGGAGGGAUGGACGGGGUUCUAAAAACAAUAAACCUUCAGAGACUGUCGUUUGGAGCUAUCCAGCACUUAGCCGACAUGCAGCCCCAGAAACCUCUGAUGGUGAUGGAGUAUUGGUCUGGCUGGUUUGAUGUCUGGGGAGAGCAUCAUCAUGUGUUCCAUGCUGAGGACAUGCUAGCCGUUGUGUCUGAGAUCUUGGAAAGAGGCGUUUCCAUUAAUCUCUACAUGUUUCAUGGUGGAACCAGCUUUGGCUUCAUGAACGGAGCGAUGGAUUUUGGCACCUACAAACCUCAGGUCACCAGCUAUGAUUAUGAUGCCCCCUUAUCUGAAGCUGGUGACUGCACCACAAAAUAUCAACUCUUGAGGAAUUUAUUCAGCCAGUACCACUCUGAGCCUCUUCCUGAAGUGCCCUCUACUCAGGAGAAGAGAGCUUACAGCCUCGUCUUCAUCCAGCACCACCUAUCACUGUGGGACAGCUUGCAUUUCACAGACAAGCCGCACAGGUCAGAGAGGCCAGUGAACAUGGAAAAUCUUCCUGUCAACAGUAACAGCGGUCAGUCUUAUGGUUAUGCACUGUAUGAAACCACCAUCACUAGUGGAGGAGUCCUGAACUCCAGGAACAACAUCAGAGACAGAGCUCUGGUUUUUGUGGACCGACAAUGUGUUGGCAGUUUGGACUACAAGACUCAUGAGGUUGCACUCCCUGAUGGCAAGGGAGAGAGAACACUGAGCUUGCUUGUGGAGAACUGUGGAAGAGUGAAUUACGGGAAAGUUCUGGAUGAACAACGCAAAGGUAUUGUGGGAGACAUUGUGUUGAAUCAGAGCCCUCUGAGAGGAUUUACCACCUUCUGUUUCGACAUGAAGCCGAACUUUAUAAAAAGAUUAACAAAUUCAGGUCACUGGAAAACUGACUUGAAGUCGUCCGGUGUCCCUGGAUUUUUCCAGGCCAGACUCAGUGUGGAUGGUCCACCCAAAGACACCUUCAUCCGACUCCCUGGUUGGGGUAAAGGAGUGGUAUUCGUCAAUGGGCAGAAUCUUGGACGUUAUUGGUUCAUUGGUCCCCAGCAUUUCCUUUAUCUCCCAGGACCUUGGCUCAGAAGUGGAGAGAAUCAGAUUAUUGUUUUUGAGGAACAAAGAGCAGAUGACAAAAUACUGUUUGCUGAAAAUCCUGACCAUGGAAAGACUGUUGAUGUUUACAAACUCCCCUUUUGUACAUUGCUAUGAAAACUGUAACACACACAACCGUACAUAGACACAUUAAAGGACAGUUGGUUGAUACGGACAGUUACUGUAAAUAAAUUCAAACAUGUUUCGUACUAACUAUGACAUUGCUGUACAUAGCAGUAUAAAUGAUUAUUUCAUUCAAAUGUUUAGCUCCAUUUUAUUGCCACUGAUUCCUUUUGCUGAUGUAUUUUACGUGUAAAUACAGUUUUACAACCCAACACUCUUAA